Molecule: messenger RNA, 1229 nt
Organism: Daphnia pulex (common water flea)
Lineage: Eukaryota; Metazoa; Arthropoda; Branchiopoda; Diplostraca; Daphniidae
Exons: 3
Coding region: 123-1157 (344 amino acids)
Source: RefSeq, a predicted model, not a curated record
UAUUACUUUUAAGUGCGACGCAUUUUACGUUUAUUCGUGCCAAAUGGAUGAUGGUAUGUAAUUUUCCAUUUAAAAUGUGACUGAAUUACUGAAAACAACUUUGUGUUUCAGGAACAAGCUAUAUGGUUUCCGUUGAAAUCGAUGAGGUGCCUCUAGAACAUCAUGAUGUACCGUGCCUAGAACCCACUGAGCAGAAUGCCAUCAACGGUAUGAAUGAACUUAUAUCAGCCCAAGAGAAUGAAGAGCCCAUAUCUGUAGUGAAUGUGGAUCACCAAGAAAAGGCUAACGGCGAGCUUGAUUUUGACGUUCCGUCUGAGCUAAAUCGUCAAUCUGAAACCGUCAGCGCAGCAGUAACGUAUGGGGGGAGCGAAGAAGCUGAUGACACGGACAACGAUCUCUGGUCCGGCAAAAGAUCACAAGUACGGAAAGAAUUAGAUAAUCGUGCAUCUGUCGUUCUUUUGGACAUCAUUAAGGAACGGUGGGAGGCAGUUACGGACAAGAAAGUAUCAAGAUCUAUCUUGUUUACUUCGAUUGCAAGAGAAAUGAGAGCUAGGGGAAUUAAAAUCAGUCGUAAACCAGAAAAAGUCUGGUCAAAGGUGUACGACAGGUGGAAUAAUAUAAAAAGGUCGUAUACAAACUUCAGCGACUCAUUAUCAGAAACUGGAAAAGGUGCGUCGGCACCACCACCAUUUUAUGAGGAACUUCAGGAAUUGAUGGGUAGUAGAGCAAUUAUGAAGCCCAAAGCAUUAAGCAGCUCCAUGCCCUAUGGAAAAAGAGCUGCGGAAUCUAUGUCAUCCAUAGAUAACGAGAAAGAAAGAGAACUAAUUAGGAAGGAAAACGCUGAGUUGGUGGCACACGGGGCAAUGACACAGGAAGAAGCCGAUGAAGCGGAACAACUGCUAGGUGGUCCCUCAGUACCCGCCAAGAAAAAAACUAAAUUGGGUGCAUCUGCCAAGAUUAUGAGUGACGUAGCUUCCAGUCUGGAUGAACUGAAGUCUUUGGAACAGAAAAGGAUGGAAAAUGCUGAAAAAAGACAGAAAGAGAGAGACGAUCGGGCAGCAAAAAGAGAUGCAUUCAUCCAGGAGACCGAAGAAAAAAAACUUGCUGUUGCAAAUGCCAUGGUUCAAGUAUUGAGCGAAAUACUAAACAAGAAAUGAAAAUGUUUGUCAAUGCAUUUUUAAUUCCCGAAAUUUUCAAUUCUUUUUCAGUGCCUACUAACAAUAAACGAA